AUGGAUCCCACAAUGAACAAGCUCCUCAAAUGGAGCGUCCAGAACUCUCAACAGCAAAAUGCCGAUGGCACCGUCACAGCCCCUCCAAGUGCCGCGGAGGCGUCGCGCAACCUCACUCCCGAUAUGAUCAACGCGCUGAUGGGCGGGCCCUCAGACGCAGACUUGAUGAAAGCGGCCAUGGAGGUUUUGCACUCGGAUGAGUCCGACCUGGAGAACAAGCUCAUCGCCUUUGACAACUUUGAGCAACUCAUCGAGGGGAUCGACAAUGCCAACAAUCUCGAGCCAUUGGGUCUAUGGACCCCUCUGGUGCGACUGCUCAAGCAUGAAGAAGCAGAGAUGCGCCGCAUGGCAGCGUGGUGUAUCGGUACCGCGGUGCAGAACAAUGAAAAGGCGCAGGAUAAGCUCGUUGUAUUGAAUGCGAUCCCUGAUCUGGUUUGUAUGGCCACCGCCGACCCCAAUCCUGCCGCUCGCAAAAAGUCCGUCUAUGCGCUCUCAUCCGCUGUGCGCAACUACCAGCCCGCCAUGAACGAGCUGGUCAAAUCGCUGCCCGAGGGCUACCCUACAGAGAAGACCGACGCCGGCGAUAUGGAGGCGGUUGAUCUCAUUAUGGACAAGCUUCGCGCUCACCCCGUCGAGUCAUCUUGA
Penicillium oxalicum is the source of this 645-nucleotide messenger RNA. It is a transcript of the gene fes1, whose product is annotated as Hsp70 nucleotide exchange factor FES1. Lineage: Eukaryota; Fungi; Ascomycota; Eurotiomycetes; Eurotiales; Aspergillaceae. The coding region runs from base 1 to 645 and encodes 214 amino acids. The transcript is spliced from 2 exons. The record is from RefSeq and is a predicted model, not a curated record.